AUGGCGGGUAUACAACUCCGCGAUGAGGCGGUACGAGAUCGUGUCCGCGCCGCCCAGGAGUUCCUCGAUCCCACCGACCCUCGUGCCCGCUCAUACCGUGCUGAUAUCCUGUUGAUGCUCAAUCGCGGCCUUCGACGCCUCACAGUCAGCAUCGACGAGAUCCGAUCACACAACCGAGAUAUCGCAGACGGCCUCCUCAACAACCCCUUCGACUACUCACAAGCUUUCGACCGAGCCCUCAAAGAUGUCGUCAAGACGCUGGGUAACCGACCAGCGCACGAGACGGCAGAGGAGACCAUGUACUAUUGCGCAUACAUCGGUAGCUUCGGCGAGUUCGCCUGCAAUCCGCGGACUCUCUCUUCACAUUUCCUGAACCACAUGGUGUCUCUGGAAGGCAUCGUCACAAAGUGCUCCCUAGUCCGACCGAAAGUCGUGAAGAGCGUACACUACAAUGAGAACAAGAACACAUUCCACUUCCGCGAAUACCGAGACCAGACCAUGACAAUGAAUGGUGCAGCUUCGUCAAGCGUCUACCCUACUCAGGACGACGAGGGCAAUCCUCUAGUCACUGAGUACGGCCACUGCUCAUACCGUGAUCACCAAACCAUCUCCAUCCAAGAAAUGCCAGAACGAGCACCUGCUGGACAGUUGCCGCGAAGUGUGGAUGUGAUUUUGGACGAUGAUAUGGUGGACCGCGUGAAGCCAGGCGAUCGCAUACAGAUGGUGGGCAUAUAUCGAUCCCUGGGUAAUCGGAACGCUGGUCAAGGCAGCAGCACAUUCAAGACGCUGAUUCUGGCAAAUAACGUGAUUCUACUGUCCUCGAAAUCUGGCGGCGGGAUUGCUACAGCCACAAUCACAGACACAGACAUCCGGAAUAUCAACAAAAUCUCCAAGCAGAAGCGAGUCUUUGAUCUGCUUUCACAAUCACUCGCACCCAGCAUUUAUGGCCACGACUACAUCAAGAAGGCGAUCCUCCUCAUGCUUCUGGGUGGUAUGGAGAAGAAUCUGGACAAUGGCACACAUCUUCGUGGGGACAUCAACAUCUUGAUGGUCGGCGAUCCAUCCACCGCCAAAUCCCAACUCCUUCGUUUCGUCUUGAACACCGCACCCCUCGCUAUCGCCACAACAGGUCGAGGCUCUUCUGGCGUUGGUCUGACGGCGGCCGUGACCACGGACAAGGAGACUGGCGAGCGAAGACUGGAAGCCGGUGCCAUGGUGCUAGGUGACAGAGGUGUGGUAUGCAUUGAUGAGUUCGACAAGAUGUCCGAUGUCGAUCGUGUUGCCAUCCACGAAGUCAUGGAGCAGCAGACGGUCACGAUUGCAAAGGCUGGCAUACAUACCUCGUUGAAUGCUCGGUGCUCGGUCAUUGCUGCCGCCAAUCCAAUCUACGGCCAGUACGACAUACACAAGGACCCACAUCGCAACAUCGCUCUACCUGACUCUCUUCUAUCACGUUUCGAUUUGCUCUUCAUCGUCACAGACGACAUCGAAGACGUCAGAGAUCGACAAGUGUCCGAGCACGUUCUACGCAUGCACAGAUAUCGUCAGCCUGGGACAGAAGAAGGAGCACCAGUCCGCGAGCAGCCCAACCAGACUCUCGGUGUUGGUCUCGAAGACGAAGCAGACGCCAACAAGCCCAGCGAGGUUUAUGAGAAAUUCAACGUCAUGCUCCACGCUGGUGUGACCAUUACAGUCGGACGUGGCGCACAGCAGAGGGUAGAGGUCCUCAGCAUCCCGUUCAUCAAGAAGUACAUCCAAUAUGCCAAGUCUCGCAUAAAGCCCAUCUUGACGAAGGGCGCUGCCGACCAUAUUGUCAGUGCGUACAGCGCAUUGCGAAACGAUGACAUGGAAGGGAACCAGCGGAAGACCAGCCCGAUGACUCCGCGUACUUUGGAGACAUUGAUUCGUCUUGCAUCAGCUCAUGCCAAGGCUAGACUUUCCAACAGAGUGGAGGAAAAGGAUGCAGAGGUCGCACAGGGCAUCCUGCGAUUCGCGCUGUUCAAGGAAGUUGUUGAAGACGAGCGAAGACGGAAGAAGAAGGCCAGGCACUCACCCAAUGCUGAUGCCAUGUCCACUGAUGGUGAGUCCUCGGAUGAUGAUGAUGCGGGCGACGAUGGCGCUUUCAGAUCUGGUGCGGCUCGACGAUCGACUCCAAGAACUCCCGGCGGCAGGAGACAACGAGCUACCGCAAAUGGGACGAAUGGCGAUGCAGCGCUAGGUGCAGGUGAUGAGGACGAAGAAGAGGAUCUCUACAACUCAACACCUGCGCGCCAACGAACAAGUCAGACCACAGGCGCCAAUGGAACCCAAGAUGAAAGCCAAUUCAGCAUGGCAUCUUCCCAGCCUGCCUCGCAGCUUUUGCAGGACGAGUCACAAGAACAAGAGGAAGGUGAAGCUGAAGACGAGACUGCCGGCCCAAUCAAUGUGUCACGCUUGCAGGCUUUCCAAACAGCUCUCGGUCAACUCAUCGACGGCCCACUGUUCGCCAACGACGCGGCGGACGUCGAGCCCUUGGUCGCAGCAGUAAAUGCACGACUAAGAAGCAGCGAGGCGAGGUUCGAGGACGAUGAGGCGAUGAAGGCAUUAGAGGAAUUGAAUGAUCGGAAUAAGAUUAUGCUUAGUGGUGGGGUAGUUUAUAAGAUCUAG
Messenger RNA from Recurvomyces mirabilis, 2646 nucleotides. It is a transcript of the gene MCM3, whose product is annotated as MCM DNA helicase complex subunit. Gene Ontology annotation, biological process: DNA strand elongation involved in DNA replication; double-strand break repair via break-induced replication; mitotic DNA replication initiation. Bases 1 to 2646 code for a protein of 881 amino acids. Gene Ontology annotation, molecular function: ATP binding; ATP hydrolysis activity; single-stranded DNA helicase activity. NCBI's taxonomy places the organism in Eukaryota, Fungi, Ascomycota, Dothideomycetes, Mycosphaerellales, Teratosphaeriaceae. The record is from RefSeq and is a predicted model, not a curated record. The transcript is spliced from 2 exons. Gene Ontology annotation, cellular component: MCM complex; nucleus.